CGCGCGCGCGGGGUCGCGCGCGCGCGCAUGGUCUCCGUCGGCGGCAGCAGCAGCACGACGUCGGUGACGCGCGCUCAAAAAUGACCGCAUCUCACGACGUCGCGCCGCUCGCCGUCGCGCCUGCGAGCUGCCGCACACGAGAGAGCGCCGCGCUCGCCCGCCGCCGCGGACCCAAAAAAAACUCCGAACCCUCCAUAGGCCAUGUCCCACCGAAAAUUUGAAGCGCCCCGCCACGGGAACCUCGGGUUCCUCCCGAAGAAGCGCACGCGCCACCAUCACGGCCGGGUGCGGUCGUUCCCCAAGGACGACGCGUCCAAGCCCUGCCACCUCACGGCCUUCAUGGCCUACAAGGCGGGCAUGACGCACGUCGUGCGCGACGUCGACCGCCCGGGCUCCAAGGUGCACAAGAAGGAGAUCGUCGAGGCCGUCACGGUGCUCGAGGCGCCCCCCAUGGUCGUCGUCGGCCUCGUCGGCUAUGUCGAGACGCCGCGGGGCCUCCGGUCCCUCGCGACGGUCUGGGCCGCCUUCCUCUCCGAGGAGGUGAAGCGCCGCUUCUACAAGAACUGGUACAAGUCGAAGCGCAAGGCCAUGACCAAGUACGCGGCCAAGUACAGCGCGUCCGACGGCGGCGAGAAGGACGUCGACCGCGAGCUCGAGCGCAUCAAGAAGUACUGCUCCGUCGUGCGCGUCAUCGCGCACACGCAGGUGAAGAAGCUCAAGCUCCGCCAGAAGAAGGCCCACGUCAUGGAGAUCCAGGUCAACGGCGGCGCGGACGUCGCGGCCAAGGUCGACUACGCCAAGGGCCUCUUCGAGCAGGAGGUGCCCGUGGACACGGUCUUCAACGCCAACGAGAUGAUCGACGUCCUCGGCGCCACGCGGGGCCACGGCACGGAGGGCGUCGUCACGCGCUGGGGCGUCACGCGCCUCCCGCGGAAGACGCACCGCGGCCUCCGCAAGGUCGCGUGCAUCGGCGCGUGGCACCCGAGCCGCGUGUCCUUCACCGUGGCGCGCAGCGGCCAGAACGGCUACCACCACCGCACGGAGAUGAACAAGAAGAUCUACCGCAUCGGCAAGUCCGGCGACGCCAAGUCCGCCUCCACGGAGGCGGACCUCACGGAGAAGUCCAUCACGCCCAUGGGCGGCUUCCCCCACUACGGCGAGGUCAACGAGGACUGGAUCAUGGUCAAGGGCUGCGUCGUCGGCUCGAAGAAGCGCUGCCUCACGCUCCGCCAGUCGCUCAUCGCGCACUCGAAGCGCGCGCACCUCGAGGAGGUCAACCUCAAGUUCAUCGACACGUCCUCCAAGUUCGGCCACGGCCGCUUCCAGACCGACGAGGAGAAGGCCAAGUUCCUCGGGCCCCUCGCGUCCAAGAACCGCGCCUAGGCGCGCGCGGCUCCCGGCGGCUGGCGCGCGCAGGCGGCGCGCGGCACGUAACCUCUAUUCGACUGC
This is a messenger RNA of Aureococcus anophagefferens, 1449 nucleotides long. RefSeq lists its product as hypothetical. Gene Ontology annotation, cellular component: cytosolic large ribosomal subunit; ribosome. The transcript has a single exon. Gene Ontology annotation, molecular function: structural constituent of ribosome; RNA binding. The record is from RefSeq and is a predicted model, not a curated record. NCBI's taxonomy places the organism in Eukaryota, Pelagophyceae, Pelagomonadales, Pelagomonadaceae. Gene Ontology annotation, biological process: translation; ribosomal large subunit assembly. Bases 202 to 1383 code for a protein of 393 amino acids.